This is a messenger RNA of Culex pipiens pallens (northern house mosquito), 2599 nucleotides long. RefSeq lists its product as uncharacterized. The transcript is spliced from 4 exons. The coding region runs from base 138 to 2561 and encodes 807 amino acids. The record is from RefSeq and is a predicted model, not a curated record. NCBI's taxonomy places the organism in Eukaryota, Metazoa, Arthropoda, Insecta, Diptera, Culicidae.
AAUACAAACAAACAGCUUUCAAAAUCGGCUUAAUCGCUUCGCGUUAAAGAUUUUUCAAAAUAAUUUAAAUUUUCUCGUAAAGUUUCGCUUCUUGCAAGAUGUUUUAAGUGAAAACCGCGCCACACUAACCUGCUACCAUGAAGCCGAGCCCGAAAAAGUCGCUCUCCUCAAAGGCCAAGCAGCGCACGAAAUCUUCCAGCAGCAACUCGGCGGCCGGAACCGCUUCUUCAAAUUCCACCGGAACGAACCACCACAAUCACAGUGGCGGUCUCUCGCACCACCACCAGCUGCGGAUUGCGGCCACGGCUGGGGGGAGCGAGUCCUGCUCGUCGGGGAACGAUGCCGGGAAGGAGAAGGGGGCGUACAAGUCUUACGCCGGGUUUAGCUCGCGCUCGGUGCGGACCAUUUGGGAGCAGCACGACAAGCAGGAGACGGAGGUCGCCGCGGAGGUGUAUAACAAGCUGGCGGAGGACACGACUUAUAAGCUGUGGGAGUUGGCGAAUAACAUCAAGACUUACAGUCGGCACGCCAGCGGCAAGGUCACGUACGAUCUGGUGAACGAGGUGCUGAAGGAUUGCGACGUUCCGCCGAUCGUGGGUGCGAACAAUGAGCCGUGGGACAAGAUCGAGUACGACGGGGUUUACUUUUUCAACUCGGAUGAGGUGCUGGAUCUGCGCGAGGAGUACAUCAAGGAUGUAACGAUGGAGCAGUCCAACAUCCCGGUGCUGACCACGAGCUGGAUGGCGGAGUCGGCGAUCGCGGAGGAUUUGAUCGAGCUGUACAACCAGGUUUGCGACGCGGUUUACAUUGGAGACGAGGAGUGCUUCGAGGAGGCGAUCGAGAUUUUGACCAGCAAUCCGCACGUUCCUUCGUUGAUGAAGUUGCUGCUGACGAAGGCGAUCGAAAUGCUCGGGUUCGAGUACACGGAAUCGACGCUGGUGCGGACGCUCAAGUUUCUCGAGGCCCUCGUCAAGAAUUAUCACGUUUCGCACUCGGAUCUUACGCUGGAACUCAGCUUACUCUGCCAGAUCUUCGUCAACCUGCUGCUCGGAUCUCCGAGUCUCGCCAAAUUCAUCGCCGACCAACAACUGGACGUCGUUCAACCGCAGUCCCAGCGCUCGCAACACCCGCUCUCGAUGCCCCCAAACGGCACCGAGUCCUCACUAGGAUCCGGACCACCCUCCCAGCACAACAACCUCGACCAGCCCAGCUUUCACUCCGCCAUGGUCCCGAUGAACAUCCUGGAGAACAACCUGGCCGGCCCCUCCGAAGACUCCAACAACUCCAACUCGAACGCCACCGAAGAACUGCUCCGCAGCAUCGAGAACAUCAAGGAAGGCCCCGACGGCAUCGACAUCAACAACAUCAAGGACGAGUACGAAGCCCUCUUCUCGAUGGUUCAAGGCCUCAACAAGCAGGAGGUCGCCGAAGGCGACGGCACCAACCCCACCAGCGACAACUUCAUCAAGACCGAGUUCAACAGCGAGUUCGAAACAGGACAAAACUUCAUCGUCCAGCAAGCACCCGGAGCAGCGAUGCUGAACGAAAGCGAGCUCAACUUUGAAAUCAAGCAGGAGAACGUCAAAACGCUCAAGCAAGAACCGGAAAUCGAAGAAGCGGUCAGUCUGCAGAUGUCGGACGGGGCGAGCGACGAGCAGGAGGUGAACAACCCCAACUCCACAACCCUGGAAAGCGAAAACAUCACCACGUUGAUUUGUGCGGAUGCGCUGGUGGACGAGGUGGCGCGGGUCGUCGGGCUUUGUGCCGGCAAGUGGGGCUUUGUCGAGCAGGAGUGCACGUUUCUGCUGGUGGAGCGGCUGCAGCGGUACUUUGAGGGGGAGAGGAAACAGGCGGCGAUUGAUUAUGGGUGGCUUUCGCGGAUUCUGCGCGGGCUGUGGAGCGUGGGGGAGUUUGCGUUUCGGGAGCUGAGUCCGUAUUUCGAGAAGAUUGCGACGGAGAUGGUGCCGGAGUUUGUGAAUCCGUAUUUUAAUGCUGCCGGAAUCUUCCUACGAGGCAAAAGUGACAUCUUCUUCUACGAAUAUCUAAACGAGAUCUGCGGGGAUGGCCUCACUCCGUUCAUCUUCCAGUACGAGCACUACAUCGAAUCCCGCUACCGCCGCCACGACGCCCUGCGCCGCAAAGCCAACGAGGCCAAACAUCGCUACAAAAUCCCCCCCAAAGUGGUCCUUACGGUCCACGCCAAACCACACCCGUCCCUCAAACCCCCACCAACCGUGCACGACCUGUUCCCCGAGCGCACCACAGACCGCACACUUCCCUCCGUGCAGCACCCGGCCCAUCCGGUUGCGAAAUUCAGCUUCCGCUUUGCCGGAUGUAGGCCACUUCCGCUUAAAGUCCUUGGAAAGAGCAGGCCCACCGGGAGGAAUUUCGGAGGAACGCCCCAGGAUGGACAUCCGUCGCCGGUCAAGUGCCGCCAGAAUGAAACUCUGGUGAGGAACUUUCGCGCCAAGAUUGUGGUGGCGCGGAGGAAGAUGCUCGCGCCGGAUACGAAUCUGUGCGGACGGCAGCGAGUUUAUUGCUAUGGGUCAACGGUGUUGUAAGGGCGAGGAGGUAGCAGUAAAGUUUUGUUGGAAAGGUA